AGAAUAUUUUGAAAAUAAUAUAAUAUUAACAAAACAUGCUAGCAAAAAUUUUUCGAAUAUUACUUUUUAUAAGUGUCUUAAAAAUACAAAGUAUAAUCUUAAUAUCGGAUUUUUGGGAUCGUGACGAUAUUAAGGAAGAUUUAUCUGCUAUUUACUCCGGUGGGCCUCUCAGUCAAAGAGACGAAAAAAAUAUAUCAGUUACAGAGGAACAAAUAAAACUGUAUUUAUUCACUGAAGAAACUUCCAAAAAUUAUUCCACAACCAAUUUUUCUUAUCCUAUUGAUAAAUGUAAAAGAAUCGCUGUUAUAGUACACGGAUGGGGUGAAGAUGUUAACGUACAAUGGUAUCAAGACUUAAAAAAUGCAUUUUUAAAAAUGUAUCCUAAUUAUUGUAUUCUCGAAGUUGAUUGGUCGUUUCUUUCGAAAAGCGGCUAUCUUACAGCCACAUAUGGCAUUAAAAAUGUUGGAACAAUUUUUGGAGGCUUCGUCUUAAAUUUGUGUAAAAAAUAUUCCGUUCAAAUGUCGAAGUUUUUAUUUGUUGGCCAUUCAUUGGGAGCACAAAUUUGCAGUUACAUAAGCGAAGAGGUUAAGAAAUUAGAUCAGUUAUCUAGAAUUAUAGCUCUCGAUCCUGCUGGUGUUUUAUUUAAUACUAGACCAGCUAAUGAAAGAUUAAGUGAAGACGAUGCUGAGUAUGUAGAGGUUAUCCAUACGAGUGGAGGCACUGCUGGAUUUUUGGAACCUUGCGGUAGAAUUGAUUUUUUUCCAAAUGGUGGAAGCAUUCAACCUGGAUGCGUAGCUGAUUCACUAAAUCCAGCUAAAAUAGUUGCAUGUUAUCAUGCAAGAAGUUAUGAAAUUUUUAUUGAAGCCGUUCUUAACCCCAAAGAAUUUAGAGCAAGAAAAUGCGAUAAUUAUUUUAAAUAUAAACAUAUGUUUUUACCAUUCGUUUCAUGUGGUAAGGAAUAUGUAGAUAUUGGAGAUUUAAAAACCAAGGAAAGUGGGAAUUUUUAUCUUGACACUAAUAGUAAGCCGCCGUAUUCUAAAUAGAUUAGAAGAGGUGCAAAAAUGAGGCAGUUCCAUCUUUAUCAACAAUCACAGUGAUGUUAAGAAUUGAUU
This is a messenger RNA of Zophobas morio, 1112 nucleotides long. RefSeq names its product pancreatic lipase-related protein 3-like. The record is from RefSeq and is a predicted model, not a curated record. Gene Ontology annotation, molecular function: lipase activity. Gene Ontology annotation, biological process: lipid catabolic process. The coding region runs from base 36 to 1043 and encodes 335 amino acids. Lineage: Eukaryota; Metazoa; Arthropoda; Insecta; Coleoptera; Tenebrionidae. The transcript has 4 exons.